This is a messenger RNA of Strongylus vulgaris, 573 nucleotides long. The record is from the annotation of a GenBank genome assembly. Lineage: Eukaryota; Metazoa; Nematoda; Chromadorea; Rhabditida; Strongylidae.
AUGACUAAAAGUGGGUUCAGAUCUAUCCUUUUGAAAUCUUCCAGAGAGCUCUACGCUGCCGUACCAGGCAUCAGAAAAUCGCUUUUGGGUCAAAACGCGAAGCAGUUUGGUGAACGAUUUCAUCAUCUUCAAAAGAGGAUUUCGCGGCAUUCUUCUCUGGCAAGUCUAGAGGGAACGGAGGUGGACGAUGAUGAGAAAUCUGAAUCUACAACUGCACCAUCCGCUACUCGAUCGCAACCUGGACAGCGAUCUCGAGAACCUUCUGUCCAUUCGGAAAGUGAAGACGAAGGCGAACCUCGUAUUCCCAUGGGGGGCAUCGCUAACACACAUUUUCAGGCCUGCUUGAAAAUUCUAAAAUUUCAUCUUACAGCAAAGAGUAAUAAAUGUAUCAAAUGCUCCACCGGUUUCUCUCAAAAGGGGCAAAACUGGCGACUGGAACAUCAAACAGGGGUACUUUUUACCAGUACACAUUCGGGAGGACUGGUAUCGUGUGUAGAUCCAGUUAUGACGAAGGAUCACGAAAAUAUUUGGUUAGCGAAUCUCGGAAUGAACUUAAAGGAUAGAAGAAAGUGA